This is a messenger RNA of Morone saxatilis (striped sea-bass), 3237 nucleotides long. RefSeq names its product potassium voltage-gated channel subfamily H member 1-like. The transcript is spliced from 11 exons. Bases 1 to 2784 code for a protein of 927 amino acids. The record is from RefSeq and is a predicted model, not a curated record. Gene Ontology annotation, cellular component: membrane. Gene Ontology annotation, molecular function: delayed rectifier potassium channel activity. NCBI's taxonomy places the organism in Eukaryota, Metazoa, Chordata, Actinopteri, Moronidae. Gene Ontology annotation, biological process: regulation of membrane potential; potassium ion transmembrane transport.
AUGUCAGCAGGAGCUGGAGGCUUUUAUCAGCUGCUGUUCGCUCGCUCUCCGCAGCGGCCACCGUGUCGCUGUCGCGCUCCUCGCUCCGCUCCCGCCGCGUCCCGCCGCGUCCCGCACCGCCGCUGCGGGCUCUCCACUGAACAGUUUCCGACUGUGAACUACACAUCCCAUAAUCCACUGCAAAUGAUAGGGAUCAUGGGUCUGUGUGACUGUGGGGGGAUGCCGGUUUGGUUUUUUGUGAAGAUCGCUCCAAUCAGAAACGAGCAGGACAAGGUCGUCCUGUUUCUCUGCACCUUCAGUGACAUCACGGCCUUCAAGCAACCAAUCGAGGAUGACUCUUCGAAAGGUUGGGGUAAAUUUGCCCGUCUGACUCGUGCGUUAACCAGCAGUCGAGGAGUUCUUCAGCAGCUCGCUCCAGCUGUCCAAAAAGGGGAGAACGUCCACAAACACUCACGGCUGGCCGAGGUUCUCCAGCUGGGUUCGGACAUCUUGCCUCAGUACAAACAGGAAACCCCGAAGACGCCACCACACAUCAUCCUGCACUACUGCCUCUUCAAGACCACUUGGGACUGGGUCAUCCUUAUCCUCACCUUCUACACCGCCAUCAUGGUGCCCUACAACGUCUCCUUCAAGACCAAGCAGAACAACGUCACCUGGCUGGUGGUGGACAGCAUUGUGGACGUCAUCUUCCUUGUGGACAUCGUCCUCAACUUCCACACCACAUUCGUCGGGCCGGCUGGAGAGGUCAUCUCCGACCCGAAGCUCAUCCGCAUGAACUACGUCAAGACCUGGUUUGUCAUCGACCUGCUGUCCUGCCUGCCUUAUGACGUCAUCAACGCCUUCGAGAACGUCGAUGAGGGGAUCAGCAGUCUCUUCAGCUCUCUCAAAGUGGUCCGUCUGCUGCGUUUGGGUCGGGUUGCCAGGAAGCUGGACCACUACAUCGAGUACGGAGCAGCCGUGCUGGUCUUACUGGUGUGCGUGUUCGGCCUGGCCGCCCACUGGCUGGCCUGCAUCUGGUACAGCAUCGGAGACUAUGAGGUGAUCAAUGAGGACACCAAUAAAGUGAGGAUGGACAGCUGGCUGUUCCUGCUGGGGGAGACGGUGGGGACGCCAUACAGGUUCAACGCCACGGGCACGGGCCGCUGGGAGGGGGGGCCCACAAAGGACUCAGUCUACAUCACCUCGCUGUACUUCACUAUGACCAGCCUGACCAGCAUCGGCUUCGGAAACAUCGCGCCCAACACAGACGGAGAGAAGAUCUUCGCUGUGGCCAUGAUGAUGAUCGGAUAUGAGGUCACCAGGCGCGCUGUGGACGGUCUGGAACUCCAUGGCGAGCGCCCGCAGGCAGCCGUCGCUGGCCAGCCGGAACGCCGGGUGCUCCUUAAACACCUUCCUGUUGAGGUGGACGCAGAUGUCCGCUCGCAUGUCCUUCGGACAAAUCUGCAGCACCUGUGGGCAGAGGUCAAGCAGAGAUUACCUGUUCAUCAAGGCCAACUGCUGCAGUCCACCCCUGACUCAGCUCCUCUUCCUCACAGCCUGUCAGCAGUAUGGACCGGGGUCACCGGAUCAAUACGGACCCCGUCCGCCAGCAGCAGAAACCUGCCGUCAUCCUCUCUUAACGCCCUGACAGCAGCUUACAAUGUGGAGGUGUCAGAAUCAUUACCAGGACUCGCUGUGACCUUCAGAAAGAUUACUACUGAGGCUGGAGUUCAGUCGGAGCAGCUGCAGUCUGAUAAAUGUAAAGGUGACGUGUUCGGCGACGUGUUCUGGAAGGAGAUGACUCUGGCGCAGUCGUGCGCUAACGUGCGAGCGUUGACCUACUGCGACCUCCACAUCAUCAAGCGAGACGCGCUGCAGAAAGUCCUGGAGUUUUACGCCGCCUUCGCCAACCACUUCGCCAGAAACCUGGUGCUCACCUACAACCUGAGGAAGAGGAUUGUCUUCCGGAAAAUCAGUGAUGUGAAGCGUGAAGAGGAGGAGAUGUUGAAGAGGAAGAACGAGGCCCCUCUGAACCUCCCUCCGGAUCAUCCAGUCCGACGGCUCUUCCAGCGUUUCCGGCAGCAGAGGGAGGCACGGCUUGCCGGGGAACGGGUUAUUCAGGGCACCGGAGACGUGGAGAAAGGUGUCAUCCCCCUGGAGCCGCCCAGAGGUCCGGAGGUCCUGGCCUCCACCAGUAUAGUCAUGGUAACCGAGAGUCCGGCCGCACCCACCAGCUCUUCAAUAUCCGCCGCUUCCUCUUCGUCCAGGACCUCCAGCCGGGUCAUGCUCCAUGCGCCCGCCACCCAAAACGGAAACCUGAUUGGUUGCAAAUCUGCAGAGCCGGCGAAGGCUAAAGGCUGGGGACGAUUCAAGGAGUCGGUCGUGAAGGCCGAGUCAUGGAGCAGCGUCUCUAAGGCCGAGUCCAUGGAGACGCUGCCCGAUAGAACUAAGUCUCACGAUGAGAUGUCCCUCAAGAAAACCGACUCCUGCGACAGCGGCAUCACAAAGAGCGACCUCCGUUUAGACAAUGCUGGCGGCGCCAGAUCGCCGCAGGAGCAAAGCCCGGUCAAGUCCGAUGAGAAGAGGGUCUUCUGUCCGAUACCGGAGCAGAGCAUUCAGGCCUCUUUCAUCGAGCUAAAACAAGAACUACGAGGAGACAUCAGAUCUCUGAACAGUCGCAUGGCGGGGCUGGAGGCUCAGCUGGCUGAAAUGCUUCGACUUCUCAAAUCCAGGAAGUCGUCGGGCUCCUUCUUCGAGAUCUCGCGGCCUCCUUCCCCCGACUCCGAUAAGGACAGUCUCUCGUAAACUGGACGUGGAUUCCAGUCAGCGGCUAUUGAACCCCUUCCGCCUCCAGACAUCAGAGAGGAGCUUCUGACCUCAGCGUGAGGCUGUGCUGGUGGCGGUCGAUGACAUCACACAGACGACAAAAGCACUUUGUUACAUUCGAAGCGUUGCUCUGCGAGACAGAUCAGACUAUAAAAAGACAUUUAUGAUGGCACCUUUGGUCCUCAGGAGGGUUUCAAGACCUUCACAUGAUAUCGGCAAUAAUAAUAGACGGCUUUAAUGUUUUUGGCACUGUGAUUGAAGGGUUGUUUUAAUCUCAUGAGGUCUGGUCCACAAAGUCUGUUCAGAACCUCUCAAGGAUCCACUCUCGUUGGGUCUGCACUCGCAAUCAAAACACGGUUUACACACUUGUAAUAGACACAAAUGACAGCAGUGUUUAAUUAAUGGUAAUAUGCAAUUUCUUUCACUAGGGGG